Messenger RNA from Pseudomyrmex gracilis, 993 nucleotides. Its product is annotated as peptidyl-prolyl cis-trans isomerase E. Gene Ontology annotation, biological process: protein peptidyl-prolyl isomerization; protein folding. The transcript has 4 exons. Gene Ontology annotation, molecular function: RNA binding; peptidyl-prolyl cis-trans isomerase activity. The record is from RefSeq and is a predicted model, not a curated record. NCBI's taxonomy places the organism in Eukaryota, Metazoa, Arthropoda, Insecta, Hymenoptera, Formicidae. Gene Ontology annotation, cellular component: intracellular membrane-bounded organelle. The coding region runs from base 50 to 925 and encodes 291 amino acids.
AUAUAUUUACAUUUAAAAACAUAAGAAACAUACAAGAUUUUCACACAUUAUGAGCGUCAAUACCAAACGAACCAUUUACGUGGGUGGUUUGGCAGAAGAGGUUGAUGAGAAAGUACUGCAUGCAGCAUUUAUACCUUUUGGAGAAAUUGUUGAUGUUCAAAUACCAUUAGACUAUGAGUCUGAAAAGCACAGGGGAUUUGCGUUUAUUGAAUUUGAGACAGCAGAGGAUGCGGCUGCAGCUAUAGAUAAUAUGAAUGAUUCAGAGUUGUUUGGUCGGACAAUAAGAGUAAAUAUUGCUAAGCCACAAAAGAUAAAGGAAGGUUCAUCCAAACCAGUAUGGGCAGAUGAUGCUUGGUUACAAGAGCACGCAGGCGAGACACUAAAAAAUGACGUUAAAGCAAACGAUGUUGUGCAACCAAAAAAAGCAAAACAGAAUCCUCAAGUUUACUUUGACAUAAGUAUAGGAAGGCAAGAAAUAGGUAGAAUUAUCAUGAUGCUACGAGCUGAUGUUGUACCAAAGACUGCAGAGAACUUUCGAGCUCUUUGUACACAUGAGAAAGGCUAUGGAUACCAGGGUAGUAUCUUACACAGGAUUAUUCCAGAUUUUAUGUGUCAAGGAGGUGAUUUUACUAACCACAAUGGUACAGGUGGUAAAUCAAUUUAUGGCAACAAAUUUGAAGACGAAAAUUUUGAGCUCAAACACACAGGUCCAGGAACCUUAUCAAUGGCCAAUUCUGGUCCAAAUACAAAUGGAUCGCAAUUUUUCUUGUGUACAGCCCGAACAGACUGGUUGGAUGGAAAACACGUUGUCUUCGGUCAUGUUCUUAGUGGAUUAGAUGUGCUUAAAAAGAUCGAAAAAUGUGGAACAAAAGGAGGUACACCGACACAAAAAGUUGUCAUAACUGCUUGUGGAGAAUUAGUAUAAAUUAUCAACAUAUUUGUAUAUACGUAUAUAAGAUAUAAUUACAUGGUUUGUAAGUAAAAAUUAGUAAA